GAGGGUUACUACUGUAGUGGAGGGUUACUACUGUAGUGGGGGGUUACUACUGUAGUGGAGGGUUACUACUGUAGUGGAGGGUUACAGUGUAUCUGAGAUCCCUAGGAAUAGUUCCGGUAACUUUCCCUUAUUCCCGGUAACUUUCCCUUAUUCCCGGUAACUUUCCCUUAUUCCCGGUAACUUUCCCUUAUUCCCGGUAACUUUCCCUUAUUCCCGGUAACUUUCCCUUAUUCCCAGGAUUUCUCCUCCAUUUCUUGCUUAUUCUCUCCUGAUAACAGGAAACAGGAAACUUCCAAUCAGGAUUUCUGUAAAACCGGUGUAUUUUUGUGGAAGUUUCCAGAAUUCUGCAACACUAUGUCUGUGAGUUGUUCUCUGACUUGUCUCUCCCUGUAGAUUGAUAACCUCGACCCCCGUGGUGUUCAGCUGGCUGCUCUGUUCAUGAGCGGCGUGGACAUGGCCUUAUUGGCCAACGACGCGUGUGGCCAGCCAAUCCCCUGGGAGCACUGCUGCCCGUGGAUGUACUUUGAUGGCAAGCUGCUGCAGAGCAAACUGAUCCGGGCCAUUCGGGACAAGGCCCCGCUCAUCGACCUCUGUGAUGGUCAGGUGGAUCAGGUGAACAAGGUGAAGCAAAUGCGUCAGAGCAUCCUGGAGGGGCUUAACUUGUCCCCACCUCCCCCCCCCCACCCCCACGCCAUGCCUUUCUAUCCCCCAGGGGGAGCCUUCUACCCCCCGCCCCACAUGAUGCCGCUGCAGGGCAGGGGCAGGAGCAUGGGCAUGCCUCUUGGUCCGUGGUCUGCAGGCCUGCCAAGCAUGUCCACCCAGGGCGGGAAGCUAGAGAUAGCAGGCACGGUGGUGGGCCAAUGGGCUGGCAUCAGACGGGGCCGAGGCAGACGAGGCUUCCCCAUCCAGGUGGUCUCUGUCGGCGGACCAAACAGAGGGCGUCUGCGGGGUGUGAUCUCCACUCCUGUCAUCAGGACCUUCGGUCGAGGAGCCAAAUUCCCCCUCAGAGGCUUCAAGAGCCAGGGAACAUACCAGGUGGGACACGGGACAUACCAGAGUAAGCCUACCUACUCCUUAGCCAGUGAGGUGAAGGAGAGGAAGAAGUUGCAGACUGAGGAGAAGGAGAAAUCUCCCGUUAUGCUGUCUUCCGACGGGUCCACUACAGAGAACGGACUGGAGCAGAGAGAGGAGGGGGGACUGGAGGAGAGGGAGGAGGGACUGGAGGAGGAGAGGGAGGAGGAGGGGGAAGUGGAGGAGAGUGAGGUAGAGCAGCUGAAAGAUCAGGUCAUGGAGGUGAGAGAAAGCAGGGCUGUGAAUAUCCAACCAGAAAGUGCCUUUAGCAGCGACUCCAAGAUGUGCAAUACUAACCCCCGCCUAAAUGCACUAAACACAGACGGCGCCUGUCUCAGAGACGCGGCAGAACCUCUGAGGGCAGCCGCCUCUGUCUUACAAACAGAAGAGUAAAAAUGAAAACUAUGUUUUUGUAGAGAGGGUGAAGAACGAGUGAGAGGAUGUAAGGAAGCCUACAGUUGCUGUUCCAUAUUGUAUGCAUUCCAAACAGCUCCCUAUAUAGUGCAGUAGUUUUGACCAGAGGGCCCCCCCCCCCCCC
Messenger RNA from Salvelinus fontinalis (brook trout), 1609 nucleotides. RefSeq names its product constitutive coactivator of PPAR-gamma-like protein 1 homolog. The record is from RefSeq and is a predicted model, not a curated record. NCBI's taxonomy places the organism in Eukaryota, Metazoa, Chordata, Actinopteri, Salmoniformes, Salmonidae. Gene Ontology annotation, cellular component: nucleus. Bases 439 to 1464 code for a protein of 341 amino acids. The transcript has 5 exons.